AUGUUGAAAGUUCUAAUUGCGAAUAUGAUAUACCCGUUUCGCAUUCGUAUCUCUGACUUCGCGCGUCCCGACCAAAUUGAUGAUUCCAAAGACGAACUAGAAAGGCCUUACACCUUACAGAAGCCUUACACUUUACAGAAGCCUUACACCUUACAGAAGCCUUACACUUUACAGAAGCCUUACACCUUACAGGAGCCUCACACUUUACAGAAGCCUUACACUUUACAGGAGCCUUACACUUUACAGAAGCCUUACACUUUACAGAAGCCUUACACUUUACAGAAGCCUUACACUUUACAGAAGCCUUACACUUCACAGGAUCCUACAUCUACCCACAUCUCCGGUGUCGGCGGCAUCCUUCCAGCCAAGUUUAUAUGUCGGGCGCUAACACUGUAUCUUAGAUGGCGGUAG
Messenger RNA from Perkinsus marinus ATCC 50983, 411 nucleotides. RefSeq lists its product as hypothetical. Bases 1 to 411 code for a protein of 136 amino acids. The record is from RefSeq and is a predicted model, not a curated record. The transcript is spliced from 2 exons. NCBI's taxonomy places the organism in Eukaryota, Perkinsozoa, Perkinsida, Perkinsidae.